CGCCACCUCGUCAUGCCAGGCUUUGAGGCGGAGAGCGCCGAGAUCAUGAACUUCCUCGCAAACGAGGUCUCCAAGGACUGCUUCGUCAAUAUAAUGGAGCAGUACCACCCUGACGCCUACGUAGGCAAGCCUAAGAGCCGGUCAAAACGAUCUGCCGCCGACAAAGACGACAGUGCUAGUGAGAGACGGUACGCGGAUAUCAACCGUGCUGUGACCAAGGACGAGAUCUCCAGCGUACGGAAGGCGGCCGAGGCAGCAGGCCUUUGGAGGUUCUGCGACCCCCCAAGACACGACGGCUUCAGCCUCUAAGCGCCCGAAGAUCUUUGGAGCGAACGUUCUAGAGCUUGAUGCAGGGGAUUUUGCCGUUACAGCUCGUUCCCAUUUCAACUCUCAGCACCAACAGUAGAGCCUCGGAACCCGCGGCAAACAUUGUCUUGCCUUUGCACUCGGAACGCCUUACCGGGGAUCCAUGUGGUCCGUGGCGGGGCGUUCAAUGGCGAGGACAAACAAAGGACGAACAGGGGUUGUUGAGGACCAAGCAGUACGCAAAGCUCAUCACAAAACGAAGCAAAGUCCUGUGUAUCAACAGACGCUUCCCAGUUCCCACCCCCGGUACGAGAAUGUCCAGGUCCGUUUCUCCAACGACGAUCCCUCGACUUCCUACCUGCGGGGAGCAGGGCAGCGACAAGGAAGUUCCGCCGCGAAGCUCUCGGGCUCGAUGUCCCACAAUGCGGCCGACAAAGUCUAAGCCGGAGGCCAAAUGCCGGUCAGCAUUCCCUGCAAACAACUACAUGUCGGCAGUGCAAAGCCUGGACCCCCGGCCUCUGGAAGGGCUACACAACGAGCGGUCAUACCUUCUCUACGAGCUCCAGAAACAGGGCGAUCGCGCAACGAGACUUUUUGAACGGUACGCUGCCAUCGAGGCACGUCUCGCCGGCGCCCAAACAGCGGCCGAAACGAGGAAGUGCAAGAAGGAAGCCGCCUUGGUCAGAACCAAGAUCGCCGAGAGCACCCAGCAGGAGCAACUGAUCCUCCUCAGGCUGGGAGAGAUCCACGUUGAGCUGCAAAACAGAGACCGCUGGAUGCAGGUACACCAUCAACCAUUCGUACAGACACAAUCCGUGCUAGUGUAUCCGCUCCCUGCUCUUGCUCCCCUUCGGACCUCGGGCUCGAACCUGAGCGAAGCAUGUUGUCUCAGCCCCUGCCAGGAGCAGGACACGCCGGCCACGGAGCGGUCUACUGAAUACUUUACUUGCGGUUCGCGCUCGGGCUCCGUGCUGAGCCCGCUGUCGCCGUGCUUCACGCCCGGCGUGGCCUUUUCCGAGGAUAUCUGGUCAAGGGCCUCGAAGACGUCAGCCGAGAAGGAGGCAGAGGAUGGGUCUGCGCCUCCAGAGUCGGCUGAUGAGGCCGACGAAGGAAGUCAGCGGAGUCAGGAGGUCGGGAGGCAAGUGAGUCGGGAACCUGAGGGCGACCAAGUCAAGGGCGAAGCGUGCCACGAGGUGGAACAAUACAGUCCGGGCCACGAGGAGAACGACGACUGCACCCACUCUGAGGACUGGAACGCCGAGUUGGACGCGGGCCUCGAGGACAGUCAGAAUUGGCGGGCUAAGCUGCGGAGAGCCUCGUUCCACUUCCCAUGGAAGUUUCUCAAAGCAGAAGACAAGCGGAGGAGCUUGCCUUACGUGAAGAACAUGUGGUCCAAGUCUCGGAGGAGCAGUCUGCAUUCGGUCGGAUAAGGGCAGCCAAACAGAGAGCCAAAAAAGGCUCUUUAGGAUAUGGUUACACAGUCGGAUGGUCCUCAUCUCGAUUCAGCGUUCACCCUCUACACCAAGGGAGGGGUAUCU
Messenger RNA from Chaetomium strumarium, 1844 nucleotides. RefSeq lists its product as uncharacterized. The coding region runs from base 348 to 1736 and encodes 462 amino acids. The transcript is spliced from 2 exons. NCBI's taxonomy places the organism in Eukaryota, Fungi, Ascomycota, Sordariomycetes, Sordariales, Chaetomiaceae. The record is from RefSeq and is a predicted model, not a curated record.